Messenger RNA from Chelonus insularis, 3346 nucleotides. It is a transcript of the gene CycE, whose product is annotated as G1/S-specific cyclin-E-like. Gene Ontology annotation, biological process: G1/S transition of mitotic cell cycle; regulation of cyclin-dependent protein serine/threonine kinase activity. Gene Ontology annotation, molecular function: cyclin-dependent protein serine/threonine kinase regulator activity. The transcript has 3 exons. Gene Ontology annotation, cellular component: cytoplasm; nucleus; cyclin E1-CDK2 complex. The coding region runs from base 1016 to 2383 and encodes 455 amino acids. The record is from RefSeq and is a predicted model, not a curated record. NCBI's taxonomy places the organism in Eukaryota, Metazoa, Arthropoda, Insecta, Hymenoptera, Braconidae.
ACCUUUUACUCAAAAGCGCCACAAAUGCACAACCGGUGCUUGUUGCGUUAGUGUUCCCGCGAAACGCCAAAGUUGAUGUUUUCUCUCUGGAUUCCAGUAAUGUUUACAUCACAAUUGUGUUCAUUAAGUGCUUUACUGACUUUUAAUCUAAUGUAAACAAUAUUGAUUAGUAGUGGAGUUGAAAUAAAUCAGUAUUGUUGUGUAUUUACGUAGAAGUUAACCCUAAAUGAGGAUGCAUUGAGUGCGUCACGUCAUUUGCUGUCUAGUUUUCAGUGAAUUUUAAUUCAUUUUCAGUUAAACUAUUCAAUCAAAUCGAUUUUUUGGAUAGUAGAAUUAACUUAAAAUAUAUUAAAAUUGAUUUUGGAGUAAUUGAAAUGUGUAAAUAAGUGUAAAAUAUUCGUUAUUUAUUGGCAUCAAAAUCCAUCGUGGGCACACAUGAACUCUUACGUUUUUGGACGUUGUUAAUUGAUUUUGUGCAUUAAACUUCAACAUUAUACAUUGGAGAACAUUUAGGAGAAUAUAAUUAAUCUUGUUUAAGUGAAAACAUACAAAAUAAGCGGAUUUUUUCGAGGUUAUGUCGAGUGUAUAGAGGGCGUCUCAGUACCGGAUUGCACUGAGGGGUUGGUCAUCAUUUCGCGCGCUGGUCUCCCGCGCUCGCUUCCAACAAUAUUAUUAUUUUAAUAGAAAAAACUGGUUUAAAAAGUGUUAAAUAAUUUUUUUAAAGAUUCUAAAGAUUGCUAAGAACUCGUGAAAAUUUACAAAUUUUUCCAAGAAAUUUUUUGAUUAAAUAAAACUGGUCAAAAUUGGUCGCGGGCUGAUGAACAUUAUGGCGAUCUUGUGAGUCGAAGCAACGCACACCUUUUAAUAUUUUCCCUUGUGAUAUUAAUAAUAGUUGGAGAAAACAUCUAAUAAUUGGUGAAUUAUCUCAAAAAGACUCAAGCUAUCCGCUGAAAAAAUAAAAAUUAAAUUUGGUUGACAAUUUAUUACUAUUACACGUCAUCAAACCAGCAUCAAGAUGCCACAAGCAAGUUUACAAGGAAAGCAAUUGCAGUCCUACCUUCAAGGAAUGAAGAGUCAAACUCUGAAACGUAAACGGAGAAGUACUGAGCCAUCAGAAGAUACAGAAAAUAUUUACCCACCCACAAAAGUUAUAUCAGUAUCUCCUAAUGUUUAUAAUGACGCUUGCAAUGGAUCUCAUAUAGCUGAUGAUUCAAAAACACCUCAACAUCAAAAUUCUGCAUCAAAAGAACAUAGAGAACCAUCAACGUGGUCUGAAUUACGAACAGCUACCUGCUUUUUAACUCCUUCAGCAUCAAAUAGUAGUAAACAUAAUCCUUUGCCUUCAUUUCCUUGGGCUGAUGGAUCUCAAGUUUGGUCGAUGUUAUGUGUUGGUGAUCAAAAGACUUUGACUCAAAGGGAUCCACAAAUGUUUCAAAGGCAUCCGACACUACAGCCACGUAUGCGAGCUAUUCUUCUCGAUUGGCUUAUUGAAGUCUGUGAAGUUUACAAACUACAUAGAGAAACCUAUUAUUUAGCAAUGGAUUAUAUCGACCGAUAUUUAUCAACACAUCAAAAUGUUCCAAAAAAUCAAUUACAACUUAUUGGAAUCACUUGUCUAUUCAUAGCAGCUAAGGUGGAAGAAAUUUACGCUCCAAAAAUAUCAGACUUCGCUUAUGUGACAGAUGGUGCUUGUACAGUGGAAGAAAUUCUAGGUAAAGAGCUUGUGGUGCUAAAAGGACUAGGUUGGAAUUUGUCGCCAGUGACGCCGCCAGGUUGGCUGAAUGUAUUCAUGCAACUUGAGUCUGGAGAUUGGGGUAAACCCAAUGCUUUUAUAUACCCGCAAUACAGUGGCUUACAAUACUCUCAAGCUGCUCAGCUUCUAGACCUUGCUACUCUUGAUGAAAGUAGUUUGAAAUAUCCUUAUAGUCAUUUAGCUGCAGCAGCUAUUUAUCACACCCAAGGCAGAGAAUGUGCUUUAAGAGUAUCAAAGCUUACCUGGGAGCAAUUGGCUCCAUGUGCUAAGUGGUUAUCUGCUUUUGCUUCAACUGUUAACGAAGAAGGUUCCCAAUUGCUUUUAAGAUCAGCCGUCGUUCCAGUAGAUGUUCAUUCUGGUUCUGGAUUGAGAGCUUUAGUACCUAAUAUUGUGUUAGAUGAAACAUAUCGUAUUCAAACACAUGUAGUAGAUUUAACAAUGCUUGAAAAAGCUCAGCAAAGAAUAAGUAAUAGUGAAAAUGAAAAGCUUGAUACAGUUGAUCAGAAUUCAAGCUGCGAAUUACUCCCUGGAAGCCCUGAUCAGAGUGGGAUUUUAACUCCUCCAUCAAGUAGUCAUAAAAAUUCAGUGACGCCUCAACGGUUACCGCUUUCACUUGAACCUUAUACAUAAAUUUUAAUUUUAUUCGCUGAAUAUUUUGGAAUUCAACUUUACCACAGUGCCUUGAGUUGUUUUUCGUGAACACAUUUUUAAAACUCCAUUCUUCCAAAAGAUAUGGAAAUUUUGGGAGACUUUAUCAGUGAUAGAAAUGUUAUCAUAAUUAUUAUAAAUAAUAUUAUAAUUAUUAUUAUUAUUAAUAUUAUUUUCAUAGUUAUCAUCAAUUUAAUAUGAAUUGUUAUUAAUAUAGAGUUAAAUAAUUUUUUAUAAAAAACAUUUAGAUAAUUAAUUUUUUACAAGACUUAAUUGCUAUUAAGGCGAAGCAUUUAAAUAUUGUAUUUUGUCAAUAGUUUAAUUUUUAUAAAUAGUAGAAGGUUAAAAACAAGAUUGAUAAAUAAUUGAUUAAAUAAUUUAAAGAUGUUAAUUUUAUUGAUUGUUAUAGAAAAAAAUAUUCUGUGAUCAAGUAUGCAUAUAUUACAUCUUCAAGAAUGAUUCAAUUUUUAUUGACGCUGAUUUGGCAAGUAGCAUACAGAAAGAAAAACGCUUUGAAAAUUUGAUAUUGUUGGUACUAAUGAAUAUUUAAAAGAGAUAAAAAACAAUAGAAACAAUUCAGUGCCUUAAUUAAAAGUCUUGUUUUUAAUAAAUGAAUGAACGAAAAACAUGUAAAUAGUAUUCUUAAUAAUUAUGUAUCUUACUUAAUUUUCUAAUAGUAACUAUUGAGUGUGUAAAGUGUGAUGAAUGAUGAAAAAAAGUGUUAACAAAUGUAAAUAUUUUUUUUUAAGAUAGCGAUGAUGGAUAUAUUAAUGUGUGUUACAUGUUAUAAUUGAAAAAAACAUCACAAACAUUAAAAAUAAUUAAAAUAUCUCAAACAUCUCUCGUUUUAAAGGAGAAAAACCACUAUGCAUUUACGAUACGAGUAACAAUUUGUACCCAUUUGUAAGAAACAAUUGACAAUAAAAAUUUUCAUCAAAAAAUAAA